Molecule: messenger RNA, 3925 nt
Organism: Anopheles aquasalis
Lineage: Eukaryota; Metazoa; Arthropoda; Insecta; Diptera; Culicidae
Gene: Gbs-70E
Product: Glycogen binding subunit 70E
Biological process (GO): regulation of glycogen biosynthetic process
Cellular component (GO): protein phosphatase type 1 complex
Molecular function (GO): glycogen binding; protein phosphatase 1 binding
Source: RefSeq, a predicted model, not a curated record
UACACGGUCGAGGCGGAUGGACGCAACCUGCUCUACUCUCCAUCCAUCAAACCUUUUACACUGAACCGUCUCACCACAUCGUUAGCAGAAGAUCCUUGCACGAGAUCCUGCUGCUGUACCGUUGAAAGGUUCGUCCUCCACAAGCCGUUGAUCGGUCGAAGUGGUGUACCGUGCUCACUGCCAGUAUGCCUGAUCCUGUCUGAUUCCCAAGAAGUAAAAUUCCAGAAACUACGGUGAGCAACAGUGUGUGUUCGGUGUCGCUACUGCUCCAAAUGUUUUGCUGUCCUGCGUUAUGAAAGUUGUGAAAAUCGAGUCCAAAACGUCGACCGAUCGUGCAAUGAAUGGACGCUGCGUGCUGUGCUAUGCUGUCUAGCCGCUGACCAUUUGUUUGGUGACCAAUUUUUUCAGGAAACAGCUGCCCAGUCCUCCGUCCUCGUCGUCCUUUCGUGUACGUGCGUUUGUUCGUGACGUUGUCGCUGGCGUGUGGUGAUGCGUUGGUGUCAUGCCGGUUGCCAACAAUAGCACCAGACAGUGAACUUCAUCCUAAAAAUAGUAGUGCUUCCAUCGUGCGCCCACGGUCAAGAAUACGUCUGUGAAACGCACCUCAGCUGGCCUCAUCCAGUCCGUUUCGAGUGCUUUCGGGACUAAAUAGACCUGUGUUUGCCGAUUGUGGUUUGUGCAGUGUCUUUGUGGGUGUAGAUAAUUGUGCCUUUUCGAUCGUCGAACGUGCGGCUGGGUCGGUGAAAUGCAAUAAGGAUCCGGAUACCGAGCAUAUCAACUCCAGCCACAGGAAGGCUUAAUAACCGGUUGAUCGGCCGUCUCUAUCUACAGUUGAUUGCAGUUCCAUAAUCGACACCAACGAAGAAGCAUUCAGCAAGCAGCUCAUCAAUGCCAGCAUACGCCGAGAUGUUGGUGUCACAAAGUCCUUCUGCAUUCAGCCAUCCGCUAUCAACGGACUACAAGACCGGUCCUGGAUCACCGUUGGGCAAUGGUGAUGGUGUUGGCAGCCCCGGGCUUGAUAGUGGUGUUGUAGGUCCAACCUUUUUCGGUGGAACACCGGCCAUGCACAGCUACUAUCGGCCAGCUUCGCUGCAGCUCUCCCAGAACCCGGCAGGGACAGCAGUAAAUGGGCCAGCACCGUUCCGUCGACAGCUUACGCCACCCUGCCUUAGCCCUACCGGCGGAAAGAUACCAUCCUCACCGCUUCGUUCGUGUCUUGUUGUGCGGCCGGAAGACAGUACACCCGAGACGCCAUGCACUCAACCAGAGCACAGCAGUUCGCCGGACCCAUUGGGCAACAGUUCCACAAAGAAGGACACCGACACGCAGCAUUUCCAAUCUGCAGCUAGUGACAGUGUGCAUGCAUCAGUAGCAACGGCAGCAGCAGCAGCAGCCGCAGCCGCUGCCGCAGUGGCUGCUCGCAACAAGAAGAAGGUUGUGUUCGCGGAUGACCAGGGCGGUCAGUUGACGCAGGUGCGCGUGAUGCGUGAACCUUCGUACAUGCCCCCGAUCUGGAGUCUACAGUUCCUGGCUCACGUCACGCAGGGCAUGAUCAGCCCGGUACCACAGGAACAAUGGGUUGUGGACUUUGUGCAGCCGGCCAGCGACUAUGUACGCUUCAGACAAAAGCUGGACGAGCGGAACGUGUCGCUGGAGAAUGUCAUCAUCAAGGAGACCGAGCAACUGAUCGUGGGCACGGUCAAGGUGAAAAACCUCUCCUUCCAUAAAGAAGUGAUCCUCCGUUCGUCCUGCGAUAAUUGGAAAACGCACGAGGAUACCUUUUGUACCUACAGUGUGGUCGGAAAUGGAGCUGCUUCCGCGUAUCUCAUCUUUGACACAUUCUCCUUCAAGCUAACUCUUCCACCUAAGUCCAGACGGAUUGAGUUUUGUGCCUGUUUCAAGUGCGAUGGUGUCGAGUACUGGGACAACAAUGAUGGUCGCAACUACUCCCUGACGAAUCGCGUCGCUCCACGACAGGAUUCUGGGGACUUUCUGCCAUCAUCGGGCGCCGAUGUGUUUAGCAGCCACGGCCGUAACAACGCGAGGACGAAUGGAAGCAGUGGCUUCUCAUCGCCUUACGUGGAUCCGACGGCGGAGCUCGACACGUGGACCGAUAUGACCGUCGAAACACAAUCGGGCCCCUACUGCAGUACAUACGACUGCUCGACAGAGCACGUGGAGUCAACAUGUGGCGAACCGUGCGCCACAAAUUACUUGCAGAUGCGACCGAUCGAUAUGGACGCGUCGCGCCUUACUGCGUGCCACAGGAUGGGGACGGGAGGACGGCGGGGUAGCACUGGGGAGGAGUUUACACUUUCCCUAAAGCCGCACCUACAGCCACCGACCGGUGCCAAAAGCAUGAACGAUCUACACGGACCGACUCCACUGGGACGCAGUGCUAGUAGCGGAAAGCUGUUCUUCAUACGCGAAAGGAACGAGGGCGAAGAUUUGCUAGCCAAUCUACUUCGGCUGCGCAAACUGAUGCAAACUCAAACUCAGUGAAUCGAUGAGGUGUGACUGAAAGUGUGGAAUUUACUCCGCCAAUCCGCAUGGCGCUAUGCCCUUCUAGCCGGUAGUGGAUGCUGUGGUCAUGUUCAAUCGUUCUAGAUUUCUUUCAUCGUGAGCAGAAUACAUUAGUGAACAACCUGCAGGUGAACGUUCAUAAUUAUAAAAGCAAAAGCAAUGCUGCGUUGAUAGGCAGAUCUUGUAGGUGAUAAGAAGCACGUGAUAAGCGGAGGGAGGAGUUUGUGAACCUGAGCAAGAGAUUCGCGGUUGUUUGGCAAAGAGAAGUUGUCCGUAGAUGGCAACCGAUGCUGCAAAGGAUAGGACCACUAAUACUAAUUUUAUAACCAUAUUUACAUACGGCAACUAAAAGACUGAUUGUGUCCACAAACUACAACUAAAUCUGAUACACUGUACGUGAAAUCAUAAAUCACUGUGGACGAUGAGAUACUAUUUAAAAGCAAAACUAGCUAUUCAGCAGCGAGAGAGGACGAGGUGAUUGACUUUAAUACUCAGAAGGAAAUUAAAUGGGGUUUAUGUUCCAUCCGGACUGUGAAGCGAGAGGCAGGGUGUAGUGCUGUGUAGCGUUUUGCUUAAACUCUCGACAAAACAUUUGAGAGCAAAUCGACCGAAUCGUCCCUCAUAUGCCAGAAUGUGCCACAAUCGACAUUUGUUUUACAAGUUUGUGGCAACUUCGUUAAUUUAUGUUCGUUUUUGUAUGAAAUGGCACGACAAUGCAACAAACAAUAUAAAAAUCGAACAGUAACGUGGAACAAUCUACGUCCUCAUGAAAGAUUUUAAAUAACGAUUUCUUCUUUUAAAGUUAAGGUAAAUGCUAUUCAAUCUCGCCGUUGUGCGGGUUAGUGUUUGAAUAGACGAAGUUGUUGCAAGAAUGGACGGUGAUUUUAAAAGAAUGUAUCUAUAAGAGAACGUUCGUUAGAUAAACUUAAGCUCACAUUAGUGCCGUAUGCCAGUCCAGAAGGCGAAAGAAGUGGUAGUCGAAUAAAGUUUGUUAUCUUGAAGAGUGAUUUCUGAGUCAACGAUCGUGAAUGUGAGCAACAUCAACUCCUCGGAUCCCAUUUAGCUGGCCAGUCAAGUACGAAUGCGUGAUCAUACUGAGGGCUUGCCUUUCCUAACAUUGAUGAUUGCCGCUGUUUUAUUUUAAGUGUAAAAUCCUGCUUCACACGACGCACUGACGAUUGAAUGCGCCAGUGCUUAUGGGGAGUGUCGCAAGAAGGCUGUAAAUAUCGUUUAGCACAAGGUCCCGCAGCUCUGGAACACUUUGUUAGAAUGAAACUGUAAAACCAGGAUCUUGUAUGUGUAAAAAUCGUUUCAUAAAGUAGCUUUAGUAGAAUAUUACAAAUUUAGGCAGUGCGAAGUGAGCAAAGCCGAACAGAAUUAAUAAACUCAAUCUUACAAAACA